Messenger RNA from Cynocephalus volans (Philippine flying lemur), 1397 nucleotides. RefSeq names its product CDC42 small effector 1 (gene CDC42SE1). The record is from RefSeq and is a predicted model, not a curated record. Gene Ontology annotation, biological process: regulation of Rho protein signal transduction. The transcript is spliced from 5 exons. Gene Ontology annotation, cellular component: plasma membrane. The coding region runs from base 475 to 714 and encodes 79 amino acids. Gene Ontology annotation, molecular function: small GTPase binding. Lineage: Eukaryota; Metazoa; Chordata; Mammalia; Dermoptera; Cynocephalidae.
CAGAGGGAAGCUGUGCGCUCGGCUCGGAGCCUGACGGGUUUCGUAAUCGCGUCGCCGCCGCUUCCGCCCUCGGCCAGCUCCACCUCUGCCGGCCCGCCCUCGGCUCCCCCACCGCGCCGAGGAGAGUGCCUGGGAACCCCGCACUAGAGGGCACGGAGCCGGAGCCCCCCAACCAGCUGCAGCUGGACGCCUCGAUGCCAGAGAAAAGAAGGGUUCCAAGUCUGAGGAAGAUAUAACCUUGUGCCUGCCUGCCCACUUCUCUCUCUGGCCCUGUUAGUCUCUCAAGGUCUGAGACACUGACUUUCACUGCUCAGCUAAGGGUUCUGAGGAUUUCACUUUUUUUAGAUCCAUCCAGCUGAGUGAACCCAGGGUGUUGUUACACCUGGGUAGAGUAAGGAGUGGGCAGUCAAGGCACCAGAGCAAGAGCCCUCUGGGGCCUUAUACAGAGGAGUGAAGCUGGAACCAUCAGGGAACAUGAGUGAAUUUUGGCACAAACUGGGCUGCUGCGUGGUAGAAAAACCCCAGCCGAAGAAGAAGAGAAGACGGAUUGACCGGACCAUGAUUGGGGAACCAAUGAAUUUUGUCCACCUGACUCACAUUGGCUCUGGGGAGAUGGGAGCUGGAGAUGGGCUUGCCAUGACAGGUGCAGUUCAGGAGCAGAUGAGAUCCAAAGGAAACCGGGACAGGCUGUGGAGCAAUUCUAGAGGAUUGUAGCUCCAAUAGGAAUGGUUCUGCCAUCUUGAAGCCUCCACUCUGUGUCCAGCCUAGAAGAGAUGCUGCCCCCACUAGAUCCCUCCUAGAACCAGUAACCCAAAGGCCCCUUUUUUCCCUUUCUACCUAACAGUGCCUCACAAAGCUGGGGGGCUGGACUCCCUCUACUCCCUCUGGCUAUUAGCCCCUCCUGGAGAUGGGGUCAAGGCAGCAGGACUGACCAAGUGACUACUGGUUGGCCAGAGGAGCUCAGCUGAAGCCCUGGACACCGUCAGAUCUGAGAUAGGAGUUCUGGGAACCUAGAAUGAGUUUCCCUCUCCUGAAUGAUGGUCUGGGUGCCACCUGUUUUUAAACUCUUAACCUGGAACUCUUUAAAUUGUGUAGGUGGGCUAGAUUACUAAAGCUGAAGCCGGCUUUGCUGAGAAGCUCCCUACCUCCCUGCCCUUCUCUUUCUUCCUGGAAUGAACUAAAGCAUAUGUCAAGCAGGGGCUGGGAGGGUGACCACUGUCUAGUCUGCUCCUUCUCUUUAGAUUUCAGACUGUAAGCUCACAGCCUCUCAGCAUCUCUGCCAAUACCACCACGGUCUUUCUCUAGUUAGGCUUCUAAUCCUCUGUUUCUGUUGCAUUACUAGCUUCCCGGCAACUUUCCUUUUUUAAAAAAAUUAAAAAUUUGAGUUAUUUUAAUAA